This is a messenger RNA of Pogona vitticeps (central bearded dragon), 3802 nucleotides long. The record is from RefSeq and is a predicted model, not a curated record. Lineage: Eukaryota; Metazoa; Chordata; Lepidosauria; Squamata; Agamidae.
AUGUACCCAUCUGUCUCGUCCGAGCUGGGUCACCCUGACCCGGUUGUCUCUCGCCAAGAGCACCCUUUCCACAAACUGCUGUUCCUGGCGGGGGCGAGACAGUCUCUCAGGGAAGGGACCCGCCGGCCCAGGAGGUCUUCCUGCUCUUCCUCCAUCCUCUCCUCCGCUGGGCAUGGGCCUCUGCGGCGGUAUGGGCGCUCAGAUAGCUAUCGCGUGGCAACCACGCAAGACAAGAAUGAUGACAGCUCCUCGCCGAAGAAGACCAAAGCACAGCAGAAGGUCCGAGAUCUGGAUGAUCUCAAGAAGGAAGUGGCGAUGACGGAGCACAAAAUGUCUAUUGAGGAGGUGUGCAGAAAAUACAACACAGACUGUGUGCAGGGUCUGACCCACAGCAAAGCUGCAGAGAUUCUGGCCCGAGAUGGCCCUAAUGCACUUACCCCACCACCCACCACUCCUGAAUGGGUGAAGUUUUGUCGACAGCUCUUUGGGGGUUUCUCCAUUCUCUUGUGGAUUGGGGCCAUCCUUUGCUUCCUGGCCUACGGCAUCCAGGCAGGGACAGAGGACGACCCAGCAGGGGACAACUUGUACCUCGGUAUUGUCUUGGCUGCUGUUGUCAUCAUCACCGGUUGUUUCUCCUACUAUCAAGAAGCCAAAAGCUCUAAGAUUAUGGAGUCUUUCAAGAACAUGGUGCCCCAGCAAGCCCUGGUCAUCCGGGAAGGAGAGAAGAUGCAGCUUAAUGCCGAAGAUGUGGUGGUUGGUGAUCUAGUAGAGGUGAAAGGAGGAGACAGAGUGCCAGCUGAUCUAAGGAUCAUCUCAGCUCAUGGCUGUAAGGUGGAUAAUUCUUCCUUGACUGGUGAGUCAGAGCCACAGACUCGGUCCCCUGACUGCACUCAUGACAACCCUCUGGAAACAAGGAAUAUUACUUUCUUCUCUACCAACUGCGUAGAAGGCACAGCACGUGGGGUUGUCAUUGCUACUGGAGACCGCACAGUGAUGGGCCGAAUUGCCACCUUAGCCUCUGGCCUGGAGGUGGGCAAGACCCCCAUUGCUAGGGAGAUAGAACAUUUCAUCCAGUUGAUCACUGGCGUGGCUGUCUUCCUGGGUGUUUCCUUCUUCGUCCUCUCCCUGAUCCUGGGCUACUCCUGGCUGGAAGCUGUCAUUUUCCUUAUUGGCAUCAUUGUGGCCAACGUUCCGGAGGGGCUUCUGGCGACUGUCACUGUCUGCCUGACAUUGACCGCCAAGCGUAUGGCUCGCAAGAACUGCUUGGUGAAGAACUUGGAAGCUGUAGAGACCUUGGGCUCUACCUCAACCAUCUGCUCGGACAAGACAGGGACCUUGACUCAGAACAGGAUGACUGUCGCCCACAUGUGGUUUGACAACCAGAUCCAUGAAGCUGAUACCACUGAGGAUCAGUCUGGAACGGCCUUCGAUAAGAGCUCUGCCACCUGGGUGGCCUUGUCCCACAUCGCAGGGCUUUGCAACCGAGCUGUCUUCAAGGGAGGUCAGGAGAACGUGCCCAUCCUCAAGCGUGACGUGGCUGGAGACGCUUCUGAAUCAGCCUUGUUGAAGUGCAUCGAACUCUCUUCCGGGUCUGUCAAGCUAAUGAGGGAGAAAAACAAAAAAGUGGCUGAGAUCCCCUUCAACUCCACCAACAAAUACCAGCUCUCGAUUCAUGAAACCGAAGACCCCAACGAUAACCGCUACCUGCUGGUGAUGAAGGGUGCCCCCGAGCGCAUCCUGGACCGAUGCUCCACCAUCUUGCAUCAAGGCAAAGAACAGCCUCUUGAUGAAGAGAUGAAAGAAGCUUUCCAGAAUGCUUACCUGGAGCUUGGAGGCCUCGGCGAGCGAGUGCUGGGUUUCUGCCACUAUUAUCUGCCUGAGGAGCAGUACCCCAAAGGUUUUGCUUUCGACUGUGACGACGUUAACUUCUGCACUGAGAACCUCUGUUUCGUGGGGCUGAUGUCCAUGAUUGACCCACCCCGAGCUGCUGUCCCCGAUGCUGUAGGGAAAUGCCGAAGUGCUGGCAUCAAGGUAAUCAUGGUAACCGGCGACCAUCCCAUCACAGCCAAGGCCAUUGCCAAAGGUGUGGGAAUUAUCUCUGAGGGCAACGAGACAGUGGAAGACAUUGCUGCACGACUGAACAUCCCAGUCAGCCAGGUCAACCCCAGAGAUGCCAAAGCCUGUGUGAUCCAUGGCACAGAUCUGAAAGACAUGACCGCUGAGCAGAUUGACGAGAUCCUACAGAACCACACUGAGAUCGUCUUUGCGCGGACCUCCCCUCAACAGAAGCUGAUCAUCGUUGAAGGUUGUCAGAGACAGGGCGCCAUCGUGGCUGUAACAGGGGAUGGAGUGAAUGACUCCCCUGCCUUGAAAAAGGCGGAUAUUGGGGUUGCCAUGGGCAUUGCUGGCUCUGACGUCUCCAAGCAGGCAGCGGACAUGAUCCUCUUAGAUGACAACUUUGCCUCUAUUGUCACUGGAGUUGAAGAGGGACGCCUGAUCUUCGACAAUCUGAAGAAAUCCAUCGCCUACACCUUGACCAGCAACAUCCCUGAGAUUACCCCCUUCCUGCUGUUCAUUAUGGCCAACAUCCCUUUGCCUUUGGGAACCAUCACCAUCCUCUGCAUUGAUUUGGGCACUGACAUGGUACCGGCCAUCUCUUUGGCUUAUGAAGCAGCAGAGAGCGACAUCAUGAAACGACAGCCACGAAACCCCAGGACGGACAAAUUGGUGAAUGAGCGUCUCAUCAGCAUGGCCUACGGGCAAAUCGGAAUGAUCCAGGCAUUGGGGGGUUUCUUCUCGUACUUUGUGAUCUUGGCUGAGAACGGCUUCCUCCCUUCUGUCCUGGUGGGCAUCCGUCUUAAUUGGGACGAUCGGACAGUCAAUGACUUGGAAGAUUCCUAUGGACAGCAAUGGACCUACGAGCAGCGCAAGGUGGUUGAAUUCACCUGCCACACGGCUUUCUUCGUCAGCAUCGUGGUGGUGCAAUGGGCAGACUUGAUCAUCUGCAAAACCAGAAGGAAUUCAGUCUUCCAGCAGGGUAUGAGAAACAAGAUCCUUAUUUUUGGACUAUUUGAAGAAACUGCCUUGGCCGCCUUCCUCUCCUAUUGUCCCGGCAUGGACGUAGCUCUGAGGAUGUAUCCCCUGAAGCCUAGCUGGUGGUUCUGCGCCUUCCCAUACAGUUUCCUCAUUUUUGUGUAUGACGAAAUUCGUAAGCUCAUACUGCGUCGCAAUCCCGGAGGAUGGGUAGAGAAAGAAACCUACUAUUGAAUCUCUUUCCGUCUCUGUUGCCAGUUGUCUCCCCGCUGCUGGGAGGGAGUGCUCCCCCCUCUAAAAUUCUGCCUACCCCCCUACCUUGAUUAUGAGAGAGGCUGUAAUGCCGGGAUUAUACGCUCGGACAUAGACGCAACAAGCCAAGCCCACCGCCCACCCCGUGCUCAUUUCCCCACCCUGGGCAGAUAAGAUGGGCAGUCUGCCCCGUCUCAUUCUGCAUGCAUGUCCCAGACUGGAGGGGUGGGGAAAAGAAUACCCCCCCUAUCUGUUCCCCCCUUCCUCUCUGCAAUUUACCCCCUUUUUUCUUUUCUUUUUUUAGAAGCAGCCUGGGGGAGCAGACGUACGGGCGCGAGAGAAAAUUGGGGAGAUGGGGCAAUAUUUAUUUACCUCUGCAAAUCCAUCCUCUCCCACGUCAAAUCCCCUUCCAUAGCUGGGUUUGAACCGGGGGACCAGCAGCAGCACCCUAGAAUGACAUGCCUCGGAUACACCUGCCAGUCAGGGCAAGGUUUGGGGGGGGAGGGAGGAGAGGGCG